AUGCUACUUGCACUAGUCCUGCUUCUGAUCGAACUCGUAUCAGUCACACGACAAAUCACAACAAAUACACCUCCCACCCAGGCGGAAUGGAGUCGAUGGAAUGUGAUUGUGCCCAAUCGAACUGGUCUGACUGGAAUGCGAUCUUCUGUCCGAUCGGAUAGAACCAAUCGAUCUUGUGUACUAUAUCGUUUCAUUUGUUAUCGUCAUCACUCCCCUCCUUGUUCGAAUGAUUCACGAACACCGGGUGGUCAUUAUUAUCAACCGAGACCGGAUUUGUGUCUUCAUCUGAAAUCAUGUUGGAUACGUGUUUGUGGUGAUCAUGCGAGACGAAGUGUUGUUGGCACGCGAGAUGACGUAUCGAUGCGAGCCAGUGAGAUCCGUGUCUCAUCGGAACUUGUUUACGAAUCGAAUGUUGGUGGGCACGAAUGGGACCGGUUGCAUGGACCCGGUGUGACCGGAUGGGGUUUAUCCCACACGCUUUGGACAAUUCUGUGUAUCGGUUGUGUGGUACUUGCUGUUCUCUUCAUUCUGUUCUACUUUGUUCGCGUUCGCGGUUGGAAUUGGACUAGUAUGACAAAUGGAGUUGGCUAG
Messenger RNA from Echinostoma caproni, 591 nucleotides. The record is from the annotation of a GenBank genome assembly. Lineage: Eukaryota; Metazoa; Platyhelminthes; Trematoda; Plagiorchiida; Echinostomatidae.